AGAAGAAGAAGACGCGGGCGGAAGUGGAUAUGUUUACUGGCUGCAGCCGCGUCAGGCUUGUAAUGUAGCUUUAUGUCGUCAAAGAUGUCACUUGAGCUUUGAAUUACUUGCUGAAACAUUACUUGAAUAUACUAGUGGCUGCAUCUAAUGUAUUGGAAUCAUAAGGGGAUUCACAGUUGGCCUCGGCAAAGUAAUGAGGGAAAUGGACAAGAACGAGGACCUGGUCCCAACACGCAUCAAUAAAACACUGCUUAUCCGCCACCUGCCAGCCGAGCUCCGACAGGAUGAGAAAGAGGACCUCUUGAAGUAUUUUGGAGCCGAGUCGGUCAGGGUCUUCUCAAACACGGGUCGUUUGAAACAUGCAGCUUUUGCAACCUUUAGAAGCGAGAGGUCGGCAGCAAAAGCUCUCAGCAGGCUCCAUCAGUUAGACGUCCUUGAUCAUACACUCGUUGCGGAGUUUGCGAAAGGCCAAGAUCAUGUGACAGUAUUAAAGGACCCACCGGUGUCAAACAGUGGUAAACAUGUCAAGAAAGAGCAGAGGAAACAGGAGAACAAGCAGCCAAACAUUCCCCUCAUAGAGACCGGCAUUGCGCCUAACCUUGGGUUGACAUUUCAAUCGAAUCCAACUCUGAAAUAUUUAUACCCACCACCUUCGAAUGACAUACUGACAAACAUAUCGCAUGUCCUCAUGAGUGUGCCAAAGUUUUAUGUUCAAGUACUGCAUCUGAUGAACAAGAUGAAUUUGCCGUGUCCCUUUGGCCCGGUCACUGCCAGGCCCCCCAUGUUUGAGCUCCUGCCUCCCGCACCACCCAUGCCCAUGCCUCCUCCCUUCCCUCCCGACUACCCGCCUUUACCAGAGGAGGAGAUGGAGCUGUCCAGUGGAGAAGAAUCCGAGUACGAGAGCGGGGACGACGAAGACAAAGAGAGGAUUGUUCGUCUGAUGGGCCUGGUCAACCAAGCAUGCAAGAGACCCCUGAGACCAAAAACAGCUUCAAAGAGAAAGAAGCCCAAGAUCAAGGAUCUACUCUAUGCUCCCAAACCAGACUCUCAGAGUGCUCCAGUGCUGCAGCCCUCUGAUGUGUUUGAGCAGCCCCACCCCGCCGGCCAGAGGAAAAUCGAAUUCCACAUUUCGGUUCCAGAGGCAGCGGCCAUAGUGGAAGGAAGUGGGCCUGGUCAGCCUGACAAUGAAGGCGGAGAAGCGGAUGAGAGGAAGCUCACCCCCGGCAGCAGCAGCCAGGAGGUGGCGGAGGCGGAGGGCUUCGGGAAGCUUUACCCCAGCGCACCGGCGUCCCAACAGCAAGAGGAGCACAGCGGCGACGAGCAGGACCUCCCCUCAGACGUCAUCUCCAGGAAGGAACUGGAGAAAGGACGCCUGUCAAGAGACGAGAUAAAAAGGAUGUCUGUGUUUAAAUACUAUGAACCGGGUGAGCCUACCUGCAGACUGUACGUGAAGAACAUCGCAAAGCAAGUGGAAGAGAGAGACCUAAAGUACAUCUAUGGGAGAUACGUCAACCCUUCGUCAGAGGCCGAGAGAAACAUGUUUGACGUUGUGUUGAUGAAGGAGGGGCGGAUGAAAGGGCAGGCCUUCGUGGGACUCCCCAGUGAGCAGAGUGCAGAGAAAGCCCUGCGGGAAACCAACGGCUAUGUUCUCUACGACAAGCCCCUCAUCGUCCAAUUCGCCCGAUCUGCCAAACCAAAAGAAGACAACACGGUUACCAAGAGAGGACCAAAGCAUCGAUGAACUCAGCAGGUGAUGGUCGUCGGAUGUCAUCUUCGUCUUUUAUUACUAAAUAAAAAAAGCUAUUUUAUUAAGAUCACUUUUGUCGUGUUUUCUGUCAACCACAGCUUCAGACAUGUCAGUAUUUGUGGGGGAUCGCUUCAGCCAUACAAUAAUAACUGAUCAUCUUUAGCCCCAAACUGAAAGUCUUGGCCGCAGAGCGAACACGUCCUGCGGGAGGUACAGGGCCUUGCAAAAGUAUUCAGUGUUCACCUGUUCUGUUGCAUUACAACCAGGAAGUAAUGUGCAGUUUAUAUGGAUGCCAUUUAAUGGACCUAAAGAAAAUAGUCCAAAUUUGUGAAGUCAAAUAAAAAUAAAAAUUGUCAAAAAAACUGAAAAGUGCUAUGAAGCCACUAAUUAAGCUUGUGUGCUUCUAAUUACUCUCAAAAGUCACAUAAUUAGUUCAAUUGAGUCCACCUGUGUGCAAUCGAACUGUCACAUGGUAUAACGGAGCAACAUUCAAUCCAUUAGUACACAACAGACAGAAUAUUGCACCACACCAAACCUGCCAAGAGGGGACCAACGUUUGUUUCACCUAACCAAUUUUGACUAUUUUGUUUAGGCCUAUUACGUAAAAUCCAUUUUAAUUCCAGGUUGUAUUGCAACAAAAUCGGGGGCGAAUGCUUCUGCGAGGCGCUGAAUGCGAGAUGGAGACUGGCUCUGCAGGAGAUGGUAGGCUGUCAACACGGAGGAGAAACCACAAUCCUGAAGAGACGACAGACAGACGCGGUCUGUGAGAAAUUGCCGGGACUGGGUCAGCUUACCUUUUUACGGUCCCUGACUGGCCCCAUCGGUGUGAUUAUUGAGAGUAAACCUUGGAGGGAGAACAUCUCCCCCUCAGCAGCCAUCAUAACUGAAGAUUUGGAAAUCAAAUUGGUUUUUGGCCUCUUUUGGUGUAAGCAAUACUGUGAGUGAACUGGGUACAUGUCAAUCGCAGCUAAAUUAAAGUUUGUGCUGUCUGAUCUUUGAGAUGUCGGAUGAGUGGUCUGGUUUGACAGAAAUGUGAGCAUCAGAGAAACUAUGCUGGGAUGUGUUUUCUAUACUAGGAUGGAUGGAGCUUGUUACUACACCUAUACAAACACACACACAAUGUAAAUGUUAUAUAGAAGGAUAAAGGGCCAGACUGGUUUAAUAGCUUGGUGUCCUCUUGUUACUAAAUUGUUCUCUAAAUUCUCAAGUGAUGGGUAACAUUGGCCUUUUCUCCAGGUUCACUUUAUUGUAGUCGAUUCAGUCAAGGGUUGGUUUGUCACUCGCUAGCUAAUGCUGCUCUAUAUUAGAAAAAUAAAAACAUUUAAAACUGAUUGUUUAAAUGAAAAUUGAAACUGUAAUAUUGUUGCAUUUAAAGUAGUGCUUAUAGUGUUACUGUUCAAUGAAGACUAUGAGACAAAAACCCAACUUUAGUUUCAUUUCAAAGGCAAUUUAAAGUUAAGAUUUUCACAAAUGUGAUGUCUAAUGUUUUAUAUAAAUCAUAACAGUCUCUGAACCU
This is a messenger RNA of Anarrhichthys ocellatus (wolf-eel), 3263 nucleotides long. It is a transcript of the gene rnpc3, whose product is annotated as RNA-binding region (RNP1, RRM) containing 3. Bases 194 to 1741 code for a protein of 515 amino acids. Lineage: Eukaryota; Metazoa; Chordata; Actinopteri; Perciformes; Anarhichadidae. The record is from RefSeq and is a predicted model, not a curated record. Gene Ontology annotation, cellular component: U12-type spliceosomal complex. Gene Ontology annotation, molecular function: U12 snRNA binding; pre-mRNA intronic binding; protein binding. The transcript has 16 exons. Gene Ontology annotation, biological process: mRNA splicing, via spliceosome.